GUGGACUUUAGCAGCUUAGUAGUCGUACAUGAGUGCGCCUGACAAAUUAGUGUCAAGAAAGUCACACAAAUCUAACAAAAGGUCCAUAUCCGGCGGUGGGAGUGUGUUUUGGCAAGCUUCGGUUCGUUCGCUUCGGCAAAGAGACACGGGGAAGUGGUGCGAAAGAUCAAUAGCGGGUUCAAGUAGCCACCAGGAAAAAGUCACCGGCGCCCUCCAACCAAUACCCGGCUUGUCAUGGCUUCCCUCGGUAACUCGGGGGCCACCUCGAGUCCAAUGGUUCUGUUGGCCCCGAAGACUAAAACGAAAAAGAAACAUUUUGUGCAGCAAAAGGUCAAAGUCUUUCGUGCCAGUGACCCGGUUUUGAGUGUGUUCAUGUGGGGCGUAAAUCACUCGAUCAACGAUCUUAGCCAGGUCCCCGUACCUGUCAUGCUUUUGCCUGACGACUUUAAAGCCAACACUAAGAUCAAAGUUAACAACCAUCUCUUCAACAAAGAGAAUCUUCCAGGACAUUUCAAGUUCAAAGAAUACUGUCCCCAGGUGUUCCGCAAUCUAAGGGAGAGGUUUGGAAUUGAGGAUCUCGACUAUCAGGUGUCACUCACCCGUAGCCCCCCUUUGAGGAGUGCUGAUGCCCAGGGAGAGGGCCUGCUCCUCAAUUCCUAUGACCGCACACUGGUUGUCAAGCAGAUUUCUAGUGAGGAUGUGGCAGACAUGCACAGUAUACUGUCCGAUUACCACCAGCACAUAGUGAAGUGUCACGGCAGCACCCUGCUUCCACAGUUUCUGGGCAUGUAUCGGGUUAGUGUGGAGAGCGAGGAGACGUACAUGAUUGUCAUGAGGAACAUGUUCAGCCACAGACUAGUGGUACACAGGAAAUAUGACCUGAAGGGUUCUUUGGUGUCUCGUGAAGCAAGUGACAAAGAAAGGGUAAAAAAAAAACUCUUAACGUGCUCCUGUGUCAUUUGUUGGUAUCACUAUUUGUAUAGUUGUCUCCUCCUAAUUCGUAACUGCCCUCUAAAGAUGUAUUUUAUUCCUAAGGUCAAAGAGCUUCCCACCUUCAAAGACAUGGACUUUAGGAACAACAUGCAGAAGGUGUAUGUUACUGAGGAGCAGAAGGAGAAGUUCAUGGAAAAACUCAAUAGAGAUGUGGAGUUCUUAGUGAAGCUGAAGAUCAUGGACUACAGCCUGCUGCUUGGUAUCCAUGAUGUUGGCCGGGCUGAGCGGGAGGAGGAAGAAGGGGGAGAGGAACCUUCCAACGAGGAAGAUAUAGAGACAGAGAAUGGCCUUGCACCAUCCCAUACAGUGGGCUCCUAUGGCACUUCUCCAGAAGGCAUUGCUGGUUACAUGGCCUGCUGCAAACCCCUUGGGCCUGGGGAAUUCGACCCCUAUGUGGACGUGUAUGCAGUCGGGAGUGUUCCAGGAGCACCUCAGAGGGAGGUCUACUUCAUGGGUCUGAUUGAUGUUCUCACUCAGUAUGAUGCCAAGAAGAAAGCUGCUCACGCAGCAAAAACUGUCAAACACGGGGCUGGUGCUGAGAUCUCCACAGUCCACCCUGAGCAGUAUGCCAAACGAUUUCGUGAAUUCAUCUCUAACAUUUUUGCAUAGCAUUCCAUAGUUAAGACCGCUGCCAUUGAUCAGUACAACUUCCAACCUAGAUUUCAGAGGUUUUCUUCCUUUGCCUUGCUGCUAUUCUGUAACACUCUUAACAUUGACCAAAAAAAUGUAUGCAUAAGCAGAUAUUUUUUUUAGUCUGGUGAUCUGAGAUAAGACUACAUCCAUUGUUGAUAUACAACUACUGACACUUAUUUAUUUUAAGAUUUGUGAGAUGAAUUUAAUAUUCAUAAGCACUCCAGCUGACUUUGGAACAAAAUGGUACAUGAAAAUAGACUGCUGCUGGUCCAUGUUCAUCAGUGUAAAACUGGAUCAGUUAGGACAAGCAACACUUUUUUUGCAGUUCUUUUUGUCACUAUGGUCUGUGUUCACAGACGAGGACUAUGCUCAAUUCUGGAGAAUUUUUUUAUGGAAAUGUGCAUAGCAGACAUGUUAGUCUAGGAACCAGAAACCAAGAAUUAAGCUCUUUGUCAAUGAGAAAUAGGCCAUUUGAGUGUUUGCUUUAAUCUGUGUGGUGUGCCAAAUUGAUGUAGAGGGGAAACAGUGUACCUGUUUUCAUAAUGACCGAGUUGGCUUUACAUUUUCAUGACAGUUUCUUUGACCCGACUGGUUCAGUCAAAUACAAAUAAGUCUUGAAAGGAUUUCCUUUGUUUUAUCCAAGAUUUUUAUCAGAUAUGUAACUAAAAACAGAGCAAAGCCCAGUUCUUUUAAAAUCAUGCCAUGGAAUUUAGAAAUUCCAAAAUGAAAUCUUCUCCUGUGAAGAUUUUAGACAACGCUGUAUGUGUGCAACCAUGGCCUAAAGUGGGGAUGUACUGAAGCCAACCUAAAUGUGACUGACAAGCCAAAUUUGGUUUGGUCUUUCUAAUGAAAUGAACAAUGUUUAAAGGGGAUUUGAUCUUUUUUUCAAACCUGAUAUCAAAUCAUCCUCGAAUAUGGUCCCAAACAUGUCAGUUGGUUCAGACUUUUGAACAUUUGAAAUGGUGCAGUGCUUUGUACAUCAAGGUGUGCUACAUGAGUCAUCAUGACAGGGUAAAUUAUGUAGAAUAUAUCUGUAGAACUAGGGGUCAAUCCAUUUUCUUUGUAUUGCAAUGCCACUGGAGAAAACUCCAGUGUUAGCUUGGGGAUGAUGUAAUUUUUAAGAAAGGAAGAAAAAAAAAUCAAAAGCUUUAUGCAAUUCACUCAGAGUGGUGAAUGUUGACGUAGCAUUCCAAUACACUGGAGAGGCAGGAGUUACUAUAUGAUGCCUUGUGAACCUAUGAUUGCACACCUUGUAUUUUUGCAAAACAGCUUUUGGACCAAAAUAUAUUUUGCAAAGA
Lampris incognitus (smalleye Pacific opah) is the source of this 2924-nucleotide messenger RNA. It is a transcript of the gene pip4k2ca, whose product is annotated as phosphatidylinositol-5-phosphate 4-kinase, type II, gamma a. The record is from RefSeq and is a predicted model, not a curated record. Bases 235 to 1602 code for a protein of 455 amino acids. Gene Ontology annotation, molecular function: phosphatidylinositol kinase activity. Gene Ontology annotation, biological process: phosphatidylinositol metabolic process. Lineage: Eukaryota; Metazoa; Chordata; Actinopteri; Lampriformes; Lampridae. The transcript is spliced from 9 exons.